UCUCUUUCCUCCAAGAGACUUGUAGGUCGCCAGGUCGUUGUCCUCCCGCCCUCCCCUUCUAAUCCACAUCUCUACUGCAAGAUGGCCUCUAGGUUUCGUAUCACUCGUGCUCUAGCUAGAGCCGAGAAGGCCAAUACCUCUGCGCUCUACUCACGGCCAGUUUCGUCUUCCACAGCCUGCAAUGCCAAAUUCACCACAGACUCAUAUCCUGAGAUCAAGAGAGACUCGAGGUUUUCGCAGCUCACGGAAGACCAUGUCAAGUACUUCAAGGAACUCCUCGGCAGUGGCGCUGCCGUUCUGGACGCUGUCACCAACGAGGCAGCGGUAGAUGAUAUGGAGCCCUUCAACCGCGACUGGAUGAAAAAGUAUCAGGGUCACUGCAGGCUUGUGUUGAAGCCCGGCUCCACCGAGGAGGUCAGCAAAGUCCUAAAGUACUGCAACGACAAUUUGCUGGCGGUCGUCCCGCAGGGUGGCAACACUGGCCUGGUGGGAGGAUCUGUCCCUGUUUUUGAUGAGAUUGUCAUCAACAUGAGCCGGAUGAACCAGAUUCGGUCUUUUGAUGAGGUCAGUGGCGUGCUCACAGCCGACGCUGGCUCUGUGCUUGAGGUUGUCGACAACUACCUGGCGGAAAGAGGCUAUAUCUUUCCUCUGGACCUGGCUGCAAAGGGAUCCUGCCACAUCGGAGGCAAUGUCGCGACGAAUGCCGGUGGUCUGAGGCUUCUGAGGUACGGCAGCCUGCACGGCAGCGUGCUGGGCAUCGAGGCGGUGCUACCCGACGGCACAGUGGUGGACGAUCUCUUCAAGCUGAGGAAGAACAACACCGGCUACGAUAUUAAGCAGCUGUUCAUCGGAGCUGAGGGCACGAUUGGCAUCAUCACCGGGCUCUCCAUCCACUGUCCUCAGAGGUCCAAGGCGGUCAAUGUUGCCUUUUUCGGCCUGGAAUCGUACGAGAAGGUCCAACAGGCCUUCCGCGAGGCCAAGGGGCAGCUGUCGGAGAUCCUGUCGGCGUUCGAGCUCAUGGACAACGAGAGCCAAGAGCUCGUGCGGAGGGUCACCAAAAACAACUUCCCCCUGGAGAGCCAGUACCCUUUCUACUGCCUCAUCGAAACGAGCGGCUCGAACUCGGAGCACGACAGCGAGAAGCUGGAGGCCUUUCUCGAGGAUGUCAUGGGCAAGGAGAUCGUGUCGGACGGUGUGGUAGCGCAGGACGAGACGCAGAUUAAGUCGCUCUGGGGGUGGCGGGAAGGCAUCUCAGAGUCGUCUGGCGCGUUCGGAGGCGUCUACAAGUACGACGUCUCGAUACCACUGAAAUCCCUCUACCAGCUGGUCGAGGAUGUCAAGGCCAAGAUCCAGACUGCUGGGCUGAUGGGUGAGACGGACGAGUACCCGGUCGUCGACGUGGUUGGGUAUGGCCACAUGGGUGAUUCGAACCUGCACCUCAACGUCUGCGUGAGGCGGUACGACAAGGAAGUCGAAAAGGUCCUGGAACCUUACGUCUUUGAGUGGAUCCAGAAGCACGAAGGCAGUAUCAGCGCUGAGCACGGACUCGGCCUGGCGAAGAAGAAGUUCAUCGGCUAUAGCCGCAGUGACAACAUGAUUGGUCUGAUGAAGCAGAUCAAGAACCUCUACGAUCCGAACGGAAUCAUGAACCCUUACAAGUAUAUAUGAGGUGCAAAUCAUGUGCCUAGAUACAAUUAUCCCCUAGAACAGUACUUCAUGGUCAAAGCGUUAGACGCCCCGUUUUUGAAUAGGCUACCAAAUUAGCAUGCCACCACCUGGAGGCCAAUACCCCCGGCAGUGGCUGAGUAGCGCCACC
This is a messenger RNA of Cryphonectria parasitica EP155, 1816 nucleotides long. RefSeq lists its product as uncharacterized. The record is from RefSeq and is a predicted model, not a curated record. NCBI's taxonomy places the organism in Eukaryota, Fungi, Ascomycota, Sordariomycetes, Diaporthales, Cryphonectriaceae. Gene Ontology annotation, molecular function: catalytic activity; FAD binding. Gene Ontology annotation, cellular component: mitochondrion. The transcript has 3 exons. Bases 82 to 1668 code for a protein of 528 amino acids.